AUGCUUUUUCCUUUCUCCUUAAAGGGAAGAGCACUUAAUUGGUUAGAAUUGCAACCUGCUGAUAGCAUCUCCACGUGGGAAGAAUUAGUUGAAAAAUUUCAAAAUAAGUUUUUCCCACUCUCCCGAUUCUCUGAGCUGAAAGAACAUAUUGGCAAUUUCAAGCAGCUCGAAGGAGAAUCCCUGUGUGUGGGAGGAAGAAGAUUUAAAGAACUAAUCAAGAGAUGUUCGCAGUACGUUUUUUCGAAUGGCGAGAAGGUCCGAAUCUUUUACAAAGGAGUUACGUCAACAUAUAGAGUACUCCUUAAUGCUGCAGCUGGAGGAAGCAUCAGAGAAAUUACUUCAACUAGAGCUGUUGAGUUAAUUGAAAAGAUGACAUUUGAAGAUAAUGAAGUCACACCAAUGCAACCUAAGAGAGGAGUUAUGCAGUUAGAAGGGUAUGACGCUAUGUUAGCCAAACAAGACAAGAUAGAUCAAAGGUUAGAUUCACUUGUUAAACUCUUUACCCAAAAUCAAAUCUCUGCGGUUAACUCUCAAUUCCCUGUGGUAUGCGACACUUGUGGCGGACCUCAUAGUGCUGAUAAAUGUGAGGCUAUGGUUACUAUAAACCCAGCUCAGGUGAAUUCUCUUUGGUACAACCAACGUAGGGAGAACAAUCAUUACUACAAUACUUAUAAUACUGGCUGGAGAAACCACUCUGCGCUUUCGUAUAAUCAAGGAGGAUCACAACAAGCUAAUAUGGGAAUUCAACCAGAGCAAUCUAGUCAAAAGGAAGCUUGGGAAAUUGCAUUCGAAAAGAUGUCUCAAGCUCAAACAAGUUUUGUGGAAGAAACCAGAACAUCUCUCAAAAAUCAAGAAGCAUCUAUUAAAAAUCUGGAAAUUCAUAUUGGUCAGCUUGCCAAACAGAUGGCUGAGAGGCCUCCAGGAACCUUUCCUAGUAAUACAAUUAUUAAUCCCAAGGAACAAUGUAAUGCCAUCAUUACAAUGAAAAGUGUGGAAAAACCAAUAGCCGCACCAAGUAGUGAAAAAGAUGCAGAGAAGGAAAAUCCUGCUGAAGAGAAAGCUGACGAUCCUGUCGAUAGAGAUGUCUCGAUUUUUGGAGGACCGUUAAAUGAUACCCCACAUAAGAAAGUAAUAAAGAAGCUUUCUUUAGAGGAAAGAAUGAAAGCAGUUGGAGACAAUCCUUAUGUUAAGGCUCCUUAUCCUCAGAGGUUACAACAUAACGAGCAAAAGAAAAAUUUCUCUAAAUUCUUAGAGAUUUUUAAGAAGCUGCACAUCAAUAUCCCAUUUGCGGAAGCUUUAGAGCAAAUGCCAUCAUAUGCUAAGUUUCUAAAAGAGAUCCUAACCAAGAAGCGGAAGCUCACAGUAGAAGGAUCCACUAUCUUGACGGAGGAGUGUAGUGCAAUCACGCAGAAGAAUUUACCUCCAAAAUUAAAGGAUCCGAGGAGUUUUAGUAUCCCUUGCACGAUUGGCUCGAUGACAAUAGAGAGAGUUUUAUGUGAUCUGGGUGCUAGCAUCAACGUAAUGCCGUUAUCUAUGAUGAAAAAGCUGGGAAUCACAGAAGUGAAGCCAAUCAAUAUGAUCCUGCAACUAGCUGACCGCUCCACCAAGCAAGCAUAUGGAGUAAUAGAGGACAUACUAGUUAAGGUGGACAAGUUCAUCUUCCCUAUGGACUUUGUUAUCUUGGAUAUAGAGGAGUAUGCUACUGUUCCCAUGAUCUUUGGGAGACCUUUCUUAGCGACCUCCGGAGUACUAAUUGAUGUGCCUAAAGAGGAAGAAAAGAAAGAUCAUAAGCCAGAUGAGAGUUGCAAGCUGGAGGUGAAGAUGGCAAAUCUUAAGAGCAAGGGAAAGCACAUUAAGACUAAGUAUAGAGUUCUUGAGGCCAAACAUUCUCGCCCAUAUGCACGAGAGUACUAUUACGGCAAAGCAAUAUUUAUGAUAAAAGGAAUGACAUCAUCUUUGAAUUCUGGCUACAAGCUGCCAUGA
Messenger RNA from Gastrolobium bilobum, 1983 nucleotides. RefSeq lists its product as uncharacterized. The transcript has 2 exons. NCBI's taxonomy places the organism in Eukaryota, Viridiplantae, Streptophyta, Magnoliopsida, Fabales, Fabaceae. The record is from RefSeq and is a predicted model, not a curated record. Bases 1 to 1983 code for a protein of 660 amino acids.